CCCGGGGGUCCCUGGGAGUUGGGGUACAGCCGAAGGCGCCAGAUCUGGGCUCGCCACCCUCCCGGGGCAGUUCUGGCCGGACGCCUGGGUCCUCUGGGCCCCUCCCCCUCGGGGGCGGGGUUAGGCGAUCUGACCAAUGAGCGGCCAUUCGCGAGGCCCCGCCCCGCCCCGCCCCCGGAGCCGCGGCCUCGCAGAGUGCCCAACCGCCCGGCGCCCUGGCCAGGGGCCGUGCGAGCUCCGAAGCUGCGACUGGACCAAGAUGCCUGGUGAACAGCAGACAGAGGAGGAGGAAGAGGAAGAGAUGCAAGAGGAGAUGGUGCUGCUGGUGAAGGGUGAGGAAGAUGAGGGUGAGGAGAAGUAUGAGGUGGUGAAACUCAAGAUCCCCAUGGACAACAAGGAGGUCCCGAGCGAGGCGCCAGCGCCGUCGGCCGACCCGGCGCGCCCACACGCGUGCCCGGACUGCGGCCGCGCCUUCGCGCGCCGCUCCACGCUGGCCAAGCACGCACGCACGCACACGGGCGAGCGGCCCUUCGCGUGCACCGAGUGCGGCCGGCGCUUCUCGCAGAAGUCGGCGCUGACCAAACACGGCCGCACGCACACGGGCGAGCGGCCCUACGAGUGCCCCGAGUGCGACAAGCGCUUCUCGGCCGCCUCGAACCUGCGGCAGCACCGGCGGCGCCACACGGGCGAGAAGCCGUACGCAUGCGCGCACUGCGGCCGCCGCUUCGCGCAGAGCUCCAACUACGCGCAGCACCUGCGCGUGCACACGGGCGAGAAGCCGUACGCGUGCCCGGACUGCGGACGCGCCUUCGGCGGCAGCUCGUGCCUGGCGCGCCACCGACGCACGCACACGGGCGAGAGGCCGUACGCAUGCGCCGACUGCGGCACGCGCUUCGCGCAGAGUUCGGCGCUGGCCAAGCACCGGCGCGUACACACGGGCGAGAAGCCGCACCGCUGCGCCGUGUGCGGCCGCCGCUUCGGCCACCGCUCCAACCUGGCGGAGCAUGCGCGCACGCACACGGGCGAGCGGCCCUACCCUUGCGCGGAGUGCGGCCGGCGCUUCCGUCUCAGUUCGCACUUCAUCCGCCACCGUCGCGCGCACAUGCGGCGCCGUCUCUAUAUCUGCGCCGGCUGCGGCCGGGACUUCAAGCUACCCCCUGGCGCCACGGCCGCCACUGCCACCGAGCGCUGCCCAGAGUGCGAGGGCAGCUGAGCCGCCGUUCUCGUCGCCGCGGGGUUGCGAGCGUCCGGCUUGUGGGGGGAGUGGGGGCGGACACGCCGGGACCGCCGACCUGGGGCCGCAUUAACCAGGACCUCCCUGGCUCACCACCAGGGGCUGGGAAAGGGUGGGAUGGCAGGCCUGGCUGCCUUGGAACUGGGAGGCAGGGAGAAUCCCCUCACUGGGAACCCUGGAAACAGUGCCCACUCCCCGCUCACUACAACCCCUUGACCCGUGUUAGUGAAUAAAGUAUUAUAUCCUCGCCCCUCCUGUGCCUGUGAGUGAGGCGGCGGGGGGAAGGAGGAAAGUUGGCGUCUUACCCAGGCUUAAGAGACUUGAAUUAGGGAGCCAAGUGGGGCAAUAGGCCCAAAGGGGUUCCCUGAACUGGCUUUUUAUGUGUGGGGGGAGUCCUCAUAACUUCAGGUCUGGAAGGGUCCACAAAUACAGCAUAUUCUGGUCAGGCAGCCGCUGCAUUGUUCAGUGAGCAGGCAUGAACUUCCUUCUAGGAGAGAUGGGCUGACUUCAUUUCUUAACUUGGAUGCCAGCGUAUGGUGUCAGGAGGGCACAGGAUGAGGAGCAGGACAGGAAUUGAAGGCAAUUCUUACACCCCAAUCUGGACACGUUGAGUGUGAGGUAAACGCAGAGGAGUCAGAGAGGUGACUGGAAAUAAUAGCUUGGGGAUUGCAGGUCUGGAGUGCAUGAUACCCCUUCUAGAAGAGGGUAUCCAAGGAAAGUCUGUGAAAGAACAGCCAGAGCUGGAAAGAAAACAGAAGCGUCCUGUCUGGGAAAUCUAAAGGAAAGUGUUUCACGGAGGGAGUGGUCACUCUGUUAGAUGCUGUAUCUGUAGCUCAGGGAAAGUGGUGAGAGGAGGAGUGGGGGUGAAAGCCAUCCUUGAGUGGAUGAGAGCAUAAAUAGGAGAAUGAGGAAGCCUAGUGGAUGGAUGUAGACAACCCAUUUUAAGAGGCUUGGCUGUGAAAAGCAAGAGGGAAAUGGCUGGAGGUUUGUUGGGUUUGUCUGGUGAGUAGGGAAGAAACUUGAUUAUGUGUUAUAUAUGCUGGUGGCAGAGCUGAUAGAAAGGAAGAGAAGUUGGUUAUAUAGAAGAGAGGGGAGGUAACUCAUCAUGGAGAGGACAUACGAUAAGAGACCAGUAAGGAUAAGGUUCCUGCUGUCACUAGUAGGGAGAGGAAAGGUGGGUUUUGGAAUACAAAGCUGAAGCAGUUCUAAUCGGCAGUGUUCUCCCUGGCAAGUAAGAGGUCACUGGUUAAGAGGGAGUGAGGUCAUUAGUAAAAGGAAUGAGACCAGUAAAGAGGAAUGCCUCAUUUUACUAUUGUGGAAUUAGGCUCAUGGGGGCGGCAAAAGUAGUUCGGAGGGUUUUCCCCGGCAUUACUCCGCACUGUGAGGGAGGUAGGCCGUGGGUAUCCCCGAAAGGGAAGUGAUGUGCCUGAGGUCACACAAGGGGUAAAUCAUACCCAACACUAUAGGUGCAAGUGGCAAUUGGCCUUGGGAGGACAGGGGAGGAGGUAAGGGGCCCUCUCCAAGAUGAGAGGAAUCUCUCUGUUCUCCACGUCUGACACUUGACCCUAAUUUGUGAUGAGGGCCCAGGGAGAGGAGCAUUAGGCUCUCACAGGGUUGGGGUCCUGAUGGACAAAGAUGGGCUUUAGGCCCAGGACCCUCUUAACUGUUGACAUUUCCUGCUCUGGGCCCCUGACAGUUUUGAGUUGAAUAAGCAAACAGAUAACUGCAAACUUAGAAAGUCCCUCCUAUAUGCCAGGCACUGUCCUAAGCACUCUACUUAAAAACAACUUAAACCUUACAACCCUAUAAGGUAGAUACCAUUAUUUUAAUUUUAGAUGAGGAAACCAAGGCGCAGAAAGAUUUAAGUAAUUUGAUGAACGUCAUCCAGCUCGUAAUUAUCAAAGAUGGCAUUUGAACCCAGAUAGCUUGACUCCAGAAUCUGGGCCCUUAACCAAUGCUACAUAUAGCCUCCAGUCCCCUUUAGAGGCCCAGAAGGGCUAAGGGAAUUGCAUGACAUCAAACGGGGAUCUUGCCAGAAAUCCACUCUCUCUGCCCUGUAGGUGGGAGGUAUACUAGAGAAACAUGGCAGCUGGGCUCAGAGGCAUCCCUGGUGCCCUUCUCCAGUACCUGCUGAGAUAGAGCCUCCCCAGUCCCUCCAGGAAGAAUCUAGAAGUUGCUAACCAAAACUUUUAUUGAGAGUGAAAAAUACCAGGAGGCUGUCUUCUGGAGGUUCUUGGGCCUCAGACCUUACGAAGUAGGGCCCCCAGGCCCCUGAUCUGUUAGGAAAAGACUAGAACAAGGUCCCACGGCCAGGCCACUCUCUGCUUCUCAGAUGCCAUGCUGAGUUGCAAGUCCUGUGCCCGUGUUUCUAGGUUGAGGCCUGGCCUGUGGACUCACAGUCAAGGUCUGCAGGCCCCACAGCUUGGUCUUCAGAGGUGGCCCCAUGGGGCAAGUCUGUAUACUUGAGGGCAGAGCCGCGGGACAGAUGUGCUGGGUAGCGCCGACGGUUGAGGUCCAUCUUGGAGAGCACCGCUUGGGGCAGAUCCACAUGGCAGCGGGCUGCUAACGCUACCAGGUAGAUGAGGACGUCACUAAGCUCUUCUUGAAGGGCUGCCCGUUCCCUGGGGGGCCAGGCUUGGGGGCCAGGCUCCUCAUCAGGCUUCCACUGACUGGGGGCAGAACACACAGAUGCUAGCUAAGACGAUGGGCUCCGCCUCUCUUAGGAGAACCCCAGUCCUUGCAACAACGCACUCCCAUGUCUUAGGAAGUUCCUUCAAGGACAACUCAACCCACCUGGGCCCCAGGCACAACUCAACCCUCCUGGGCCCCAGGCAGAGUCAGGGUGGGGAAGAGACCCCAGCAGAUGAUUCAUCCAGACCUCUGUGUCCCAACCUGAGCCAAGGACUGGCCAAGAGAACAUUUCACUCAUUAAGACCCAAUUCUACUUCUCUCCAGCCCCAGCCACUGCGACUCCAGACUAAUCCCCAGACCUGGACCACUGGGAAAGCUUUUGCUAACUCACCUUCUACUCUUGCCCAGUACCAUCUUUUAAACCUACAAAUUACAUUUUGUCCCUCCGCUGCUAAAAUUUCCCCAACUGUACUUGGAAUAAGAUCCAAACUCCUGGAUUUUGGGCACCUGGGUGGCUCAGUCGUUAAGCAUCUGCCUUCGGCUCGGGUCAUGAUCCCAGGGUCCUUCCCUGCAGGAAGCCUGCUUCUCCCUCUCCCGCUCCCCCUCCUUGUGUUCCCUCUCUCGCUGUGUCUCUCUCUGUCAAAUAAAUAAAUAAAAUCUUUUUAAAAAAUAAAA
Mirounga angustirostris (Northern elephant seal) is the source of this 4540-nucleotide messenger RNA. It is a transcript of the gene ZNF771, whose product is annotated as zinc finger protein 771. The transcript is spliced from 3 exons. Gene Ontology annotation, molecular function: DNA-binding transcription factor activity, RNA polymerase II-specific; RNA polymerase II cis-regulatory region sequence-specific DNA binding. The record is from RefSeq and is a predicted model, not a curated record. Bases 137 to 1213 code for a protein of 358 amino acids. NCBI's taxonomy places the organism in Eukaryota, Metazoa, Chordata, Mammalia, Carnivora, Phocidae. Gene Ontology annotation, biological process: regulation of transcription by RNA polymerase II.